UGUUGUCCUUUUUUCAUGCCCUGGUCCCAUUCCAUGCCAAGGUGCCGCACACUCAUACAACGAGGGGUGACCGCCCCCAUUCUCCGAAAAAAGCAAGCAAUUUUGGCUGCAGUUUCAUCGUAAAGUUCGACAACUUUGGAAAACUCCGGGUAGUUUGGUGCCAGUUAGCCACGAACUUAGUACAGGUAGAGACGAGUUUUAAUUUUUGUCUCACCCGGUGUUUUUUUUUUUCAAAAAAAAAGGGGAUAACUGAAGUCUUUCACAGUUUCGGUCUCACAGGCUCAGGCUCACGACUGAAAAAAAGGACUAUCAUCAACAUCAUCAUCGUCGUCAUACCACCAGCGUAGAAGUGUAGUAGUACAUCAAGAAUAAGUUUAUACUAAGAAUAAGAACAAGAAUAACGGGCAAGAACUGAAGAAGAAGUGUUAGAAGAAAGUUGUCGACUACUUUGCGAACAAGUGCCAGCCAAACAGGCCAACCCGCCCUUGGAAACCGCACGCCACUGCCUGCGACUUGGGAAAAACCCAGUUCAAUCUUGGUGAAAAGUUGGCUCAGAAAAGUUUCGCGAUUUAUUUCAAAGUUUUCGCCUUUGCCUACUAUAAAUGAUGAGUAAAAUAUUGGAAACUUUGUUUUCAAAAGUUUUCUUCAAAUCGGUGUUUUCCGCGAAACUGGCUAGUGACGACCAUUGAUUUCCGUAAAGUUUUUCAACGGUGUGUAUUUUGAAAGUGUGAAAAUAACGUGCCCCGAUCUUCAAAUUGUUGUUAGGUGCUUGUUGUUGUUAUUUUGACCUUAAUCGGUGGUCAAAGAUGUACUCAAAAAAUGGGAAAAUUUGCUAUUGUUGUUAAAUAAUGAGUUUGGGCUCGUCCAAUAUAUCCUUUUACUGUCUCCUGUUCCAUCUUAGAUUUACUUUUGACUUUUGAGUUUGGUUUUCCUUUUUCCGAAUUUUUUAACGUAUAAUUUUGGGCAGCUCUAAAUCUAAUCUACUUGGAUUUAAUAGAAGAAGUGGGAGUGAAAAUAUAGUCAGUGUCAAGUGCUCACUCACGAAACGUAUCCAUGUGUCCAGAGGGAGAGGGAUCUUGUAUUAUCCAGGUCCUGUCGAAAAUUUGUGUAAUUUUAGCAAGAAAGUUGAUGUGUCUCGUCUAGUUCAUCGCGAUAGAAUCCAGGAAGGAGGCCAUGAAGUUUUUGACCCAAGGUUCUCGAAAACAUUUGAGUGUUACAUACGCAAUAGGGGUAGUAGCUACCCUCAGCCAUGAACUACGAAGUGGGUUUUGAAUGAAUAGUGGGUGUCGUUUUAUAGUAAAAUUUCGAGUGUAUUGAAAACUCUAGUGAUUGACGUUGGUGAUUUGUGGGAAAGCCAUAGGUUCGUUUUUCAACUCCAUGGGAACCUAAGGGUGUAAGGGGAUUUGUCACUAUUGCGAGAUAACCAGAAACUUCUCCCUAAAUAUUCAUAGAAAAUGGCACUGACGAAGAGACCACUGGCUAAGGAGUCUAGCUUCGAGAAUACACUGAAAAAUGAGGAUCAAGAAGUGGCCUUCAAGCGAAAGAAACGCUCUAGUAGGGACGAAGACUUUUCCAAACUGGACGAUAAAACCAAUGCACUUCAGAAGAAAUACAAUCUAUCACCGUCGAACAAUUGCAAUCCAAAUGGGCGAAUAGGUCAAAAUUCAAAUAAAUUGAACAAUAAUGACGAGCAGGAUGACGAAACUCUGAUUCGUGAAACCCAUGCGGCAUUGAAGAGUCUGUCAGGAAGUUGGUCGGACGCUCGCAGUUCAUUUUAUCGUUUGAACGAACAAGAGGAAAAUCCACCUCCGUUUCAGAACCUGUUCGAGGAGAAGAACAAACCGAUUCCUCCAUCGUCAGCGGCUAGUAGUCAGUAUGGUAAGAAUCUAAUGAAUUUCAAGCGUGAACCGGAUUAUUUUAUGUAUUCGAGUCAAAAGCAGAACGAUUCAAUGCGACUCAACUUCCAAACGAAAAUUUCAGAGUAUGCCGACUUGAAAUCGACCGAUUCGAAUCAAUCGGAAGACGGACGAAAGAAAUUCGAAUCCGUAGGAAUUGGAAAAACUCCCUUCUCACAGUCAUCUGCCUUUAAGCCCCCCACAGAUAUUAAACGCAACGGAACAAUCGGCGGAUAUCCUUCAAGUCUGAAUCCUUACACAGCUGAAUCCGCUUUCAUGAACUAUCCACCGCCUCCCGUUCAACCUGGCCCGGCGCUUAGUUUGGGUGGUAGCACUCUUGCAUCAAGCGAUUUAAUCAGCUCGAAAACGCUUAAGGACGAUGAUGACAGCGUAAAAACCAUCGAAACACCUGACUCGAAACAAUAUACGAUCCUUCAACCCGCCGGUGUUGGAAGCAGGGCAGCAUCUGUUAUGCAGGAUAUCGCUCGCGAGGGUGUCGUCUCGGUAUCAGCGGUUAGCAGUAGCAGUAGUUCAAACGUAAAUGGUAAUAGUCCUGGUGGGAGUGUAGCAGGCGGAAGUAUCGUCGGUGGAGUGGUUUCGUCAACGACACCAAAUGACAAAAUUCAAUUUGAUCAUCAUCAUCAUACGCAACAACCAUCGUUCUCACCUGGUAGCUUGAAUCGAGAUGGAAGCAAGUGCCCUACACCUGGUUGUGUUGGACAAGGUCAUGUAACGGGACUUUAUUCGCAUCAUAGAAGUCUAUCGGGAUGCCCCAAGAAGGAUAAAGUAACACCUGAAUCUCUUAGUAACCAGAUCCUGUUGACUGACAUCCGUAACCAAACUCCGGGGGUACAAAAGGCGGAUAUAAAAUCCUUGUAUUCUCUAGGCUCAUCGAGUAACGAACCAUUGAUGUCUUUAAAUUCUAGAGACGAGAUUCGUUUGAAAACCGAAAGAGAUACUUCCGAUAAGUCCAGUCGAGUUGACUUGAAUGACACAUCGUCAAAAUUGAAUCAUAACUCGUUUAUUAAUAACAAUAGCAACAAUAACAAUUCUUCAAAUUGUCUUAAUAAUAAUAAUAGUAAUAACACCAACAACAAUAGCAAAUGUUCUAAUAAUGCGCUUAGUUUGAAUAGUAACACAAGUAGCAACAAUUUGACUAGUAUCAGUAGUAGUAAUAACAACAAUAAUAGCAACAACAACAAUAUUCCCUUAAUUAAGACCGAGCUUAGCCAAACGACGAUUAAAUCAGAAAUAAAUUAUCCAAAAAGUCCGACAAAUAUCGCGGCAACUCCCCAGCAACAUCAAACAUAUUUAAACAGUGAAUCAAGUCAGAACUCUUUCACUGCAACGACUGAAUCAAAUCAAUCGAAAAGUAGCAGUUUGGCAAACGGUGGUGGUGGUGGUGGUGGCGGACAACCCCCGCCCUCGUCAUCUCAUACGACGAAUGGUGACUCAUUACAUUCGUCUCAUUUAUCGAAUCAACAACGGACAAAUGACAUGCUCCGAGGCCCGAAUCCACAGAUGCCACUUCCAGGUGGGGCUCAGGAGAUGAACGGCUUCGUCAGUCUUCCCAUGAAUGAUUCUGGCAAUACACAGGAAGCACAACAGCAUCCGCGAAAUACUUUUGAAACGUCGAACGGCCUGAUGAUGGGUGGUGCCACACAUAUGAACAUCGAUGAUCCCUAUCGGGAUCAUCAGAUGCGGUAUGCCCAAAUGGGCGAUAUUGGUACCAUUACGAAACCGACUGUUUCCUAUAACAGUGACAUGUUGACAAACCGAUCCUCCUAUGAAACAUCAAUCAAUACUUCCUCCAAUCGACCCUCUGCCUAUGAUCCUAAUUCUAAUACUACUUCCACUCCUAUUUCGACGGCUUUCGAGCGUUACGAUCCCAAUUGCGUGUCGCAAAGGACCAACAUGUACUCCUACCUGCAGUCAGCUUCUAUGGACGACAUUUCUAGCCAACAGAAGUACUUACAGGAACAACAACAAAUGGUGCAUGCUGGCGUACUCAAGACUGAGCAUGAUGAGAACAAUGGCCCUAUCUAUCCUCGCCCUAUGUACCAUUAUGAUCCUACGGUAGGACCACUUCCACCAGGAUUCUCGGCAAUAAAUCUUUCUGUUAAGGUGGCAGCAGCCCAGGCUGCUUUCAAGGGAGGAUCUCCCUCUCCUAAUGGACCUGUAAUAGAUCUUUCCACCUCGAGCGUAACAUCAUCAAGUCCACAUGGUUUCAAUUCACCCCAUUAUAGUCAACGAAUGGCCGGCAGCCCGCAACCUGGAUCCAGUCCUCAUUUAGCCAGUCCUCAAGUGCCAAGCCCACAAGGGCAGACGUUGGAUCUAAGUGUGACGCGAUUACCACACAGGUAUCCACAGUAUGGUGCACAUCCUGACGGAUUAACUGGUCAUCCACAUGGUUUCCCAGGUGGGCCGAGGUCACCACAAACAGAGCCUGUCGAUUUCAGUGGACCUCCGAGACCUUUAGGUUUUGGCUUAGUAGGACAUAUCGGGGGACCUGGACCUUAUAGUAGAGAGUCAACACCGGAUAGUGGUGGAUCACAUUAUAUCGACAGCUACAGAGAUCCCAGCGGUUACAGUCCCCAUCCUGGCUAUGGAAUGGUGGUUCAAUCCGAUUAUCCCCCGGCCGGCUAUCAUGGCUAUGGUCCAACAGCAUAUCAGUGUAGUAAUCCGUAUGCAACUGCGGUUGGUCCUGGCGGAUAUCCGACACCCGUUUCCGGUGGUUAUUCUCCUAGUCCGGCCUCAUGUUAUGCCAUGCCUCCACCCCAACACAUCCCGCAACACGAUAAGACAAAGGACAGCUUGACAGGUUGUACGCGCAGCGAUCGAACCCACCUCCAAUCGCAUUCACAGGAAUUGAAAUGUCCGACACCUGGUUGUGAUGGUUCCGGUCAUGUGACGGGUAACUACUCAUCACAUCGCAGCUUAUCGGGUUGUCCACGUGCGAAUAAGCCCAAAAGUAAACCGAGGGAUGGACAAGAUUCAGAGCCAUUGAGGUGUCCGAUUCCAGGAUGUGAUGGAUCUGGACAUUCAACAGGAAAAUUUUUGUCGCAUAGAAGCGCAUCUGGUUGCCCGAUAGCGAAUCGAAAUAAAAUGCGCGUCCUGGAGAAUGGAGGAACUGUCGAGCAACACAAGGCAGCAGUCGCAGCAGCUACAGCCAUGAAAUUCGAUGGAGUCAAUUGUCCAACACCAGGAUGUGAUGGAACUGGACAUAUAAACGGGACAUUUCUAACGCAUCGUUCACUUUCAGGAUGUCCAACUGCUGCUCAAGGCAUCAAGAAACCCAAAUUCGAUGAAGUCACCAUGGUCUACCCGAAAGGAUAUACGGGUAUGGAAAUGAUAAUGAAUGCAGCGAAUGGUGGAAAUACGUCACAAACUACAACAUCAGCACCCAAUCAAACAACGAAUGUUUCGUCGAUAAAUGGACCAUCUGGAACUCAAACCAAUCCCACAGGACAGGACACCCCACAAAGUAAUGAAGAUUUAACCACAUUGGAAGCUGAAAUUUCAGAGUUGCAACGUGAGAAUGCGCGAGUUGAAUCACAGAUGUUACGUUUGAAAUCUGACAUAAACGCGAUGGAAUCACAAUUACAAAAUGGUGAACGGGAGAAUCCACUAAAUAUCCAAAGAGCCACGACGACAAGCAAUUUGAAUAACUAUUACGAGAGCCUUAGAAAUAAUGUAAUUACUCUGCUGGAGCAUGUUCGAAUCCCAACUGCCUCGGGUCCUCCACCACCACCGCCAUCCAUUGGACUAUGCGGCAACAGUGGCCCGUCCGCAGCAACUAAGGACAACAUUCAACACCACUCCAGCCCAGCAGCGGCGUCAAGUACAACAGGUCGCCCAGCCCAUCAUAAUUCAGGUGGAAUGCACCAGCCGCCCCCUCCAGGAGUCUCCAAUGGAAACGAGAAAAUUUGCCACGAACAUUUCGACAGCUACAUUUCAAAGUUACAGUCAUUGUGCGGAGCUCCCGAAGGAUAUGCCACCGAAGAAAACCGUCCCGUUUACGAGACCGUCAAAUCAACCUUACAAGAUUAUCCCAUGCUUCCCACUGCAAUCUAAAUAUUAUUUUGGAACAUUUAGACAUCGAUGGGCUUUCAUGUCAAAGUAAUUCCACCGCGAAUUCGGUGAUGUUGAUUUUGUGAGGGUUCCCUUCACCGUCUGCGAUUUCCGGACUGCAAACCUGUCCAAUUUGUUCCUGGUGCUAGAAUUUGACAAACCAGCAUCCAGUAGGGAAUGGUCAACUUUCUACAAUACUCACCGAAAAGUGUUCUAAAGUUUACGGACUCUCUUAGAUUCCAUGACACGUAGCAGGUUCCACUUCUUCAAGGAUGUUAGCGGCGAACCCUUUUAAUGUCUGAUGAAGGGAAACUGCCGACUAUUCCCUCUGGUUACUGAUUCCAAUCGGAUUUCAUGAAGAAUCGCAAGGUCCUACUGUAAUUAUUCCAAAGAUAAUUUCAGUAUCUAUCGACCAAUUAAAAGGACAUUCAGAUACAAGAAAAAUUAGACAAAAUAACGCAUUUACAAGGACUACAAGACAAGUGGAUGUGUAAAAGAUAUAUGAGACGUAAAUUGUGUAUAAAAAGUGUUAAAAGUUAAGUAAAAUUUGAGAUCCCAAUCGAAUUACAGGUAAAUAAGAAUAAAAUGUAGUAAAUAAUUCGGAAUAUAUAAGAGAAUUUCUCUAGUGUGUAAAAUAUAGAAAAUAUAACUAAAUUAGAAUCUUAAUUGUAAAGAUGGUCAAUUAGCAGUUAAAUGAUCAAUAAAGUAAUUGACGGUUCACGUGAAAUAGGGAGUCAAGAAUGGACCCAUGUCAGAAGCAUGAUCAACCUACGGAACAGAUAUUCAAAUUAUUGUUAGAUACUUAAUAACAAAUAAAAGUAAGAAAGUAUCCAAACGGAUCCCAGUAUACACAACCUAAACCUUAAAUCAUAAACAAUUUGAUUUGAUUGUAGCUGUUUUUAUUGCACGAAUCCAUUCGACGUUUUUACGUAUCAUCCAUUCGUUUUAGAAGGUUUUAAGGGAAGCCCUCCAGUUCGGGGGUGGAUCAGGAACAAAGUCAAGAGAAUUGAAAGUGUCAGUCAAUGUGCUAUACAAAAACUUUGAAAGUAACCGCAACAAGGAGUUAUAAAAUAGUAAUGUAUCAUAUAUGAAAUGUAUGGAUAAAUAUAAUCUGAUAUAUAUGGGAAUUUCGGUAUACUAUAAACUAAAUAAAAUUGUAAUUCGAAUUUAAUAAAAUGAAACAAGUAUUCACGAUAAAAUUUAAGGGAAGAGAUGAAAUACUAUCCGUAAUUGUGAUUAAGUUCUUACGUAGCUCAUCUUCUUUGUAGUUUUGUUCGUAUUCUAUUUUUAUUGUUUCGUUGGUAUCCGGAGUUUUGUUAAACUUCUUUCUGCUUUCAGUAUCCUGUUGCAUAUAUAUGUUUUCUUGUUAAUCAUGCGCAGAAAUUGUGACCAUUACACAACAUUUUGCGCGUCAGUGGGAUGUAAAGUGAAUAUUGUUGGAUUUAUUUUUCUUUGUUCAGUUCAUGUGAUUAUUUAUGUUGUCAACUAUUGUAUAAUCUUAUAGAAUGAUAAUCGAUAAGCUAACUUUACAAGGAAAUGAAAAACAAGAAAAUAAA
Messenger RNA from Hermetia illucens (black soldier fly), 7522 nucleotides. Its product is annotated as probable serine/threonine-protein kinase DDB_G0282963. Gene Ontology annotation, molecular function: zinc ion binding. The record is from RefSeq and is a predicted model, not a curated record. The coding region runs from base 1455 to 5969 and encodes 1504 amino acids. Gene Ontology annotation, cellular component: nucleus. The transcript is spliced from 11 exons. Gene Ontology annotation, biological process: regulation of DNA-templated transcription. Lineage: Eukaryota; Metazoa; Arthropoda; Insecta; Diptera; Stratiomyidae.